This is a messenger RNA of Antrostomus carolinensis (chuck-will's-widow), 549 nucleotides long. Its product is annotated as exonuclease mut-7 homolog. The annotation marks the transcript as partial. The transcript has 4 exons. NCBI's taxonomy places the organism in Eukaryota, Metazoa, Chordata, Aves, Caprimulgiformes, Caprimulgidae. The record is from RefSeq and is a predicted model, not a curated record.
GCCAGGACCCAUUCCUAUUGCUGAAAACCCUUCAGCUUCUCUGGACAAAGACAGAGAUGAAGAAGCUCAAGGAAGAAAUCAGGCGGGGCUUUGCAGGACUGGAGGACCCAUUGGCAGGACUCCUGGACAUGCUGGAGAGCAGCAGUGAUUGGAAGGGGAAAGGGCAUUCCCUCGGGUAUUACAUCACCACGGAGUUGCAGCUUUGGAUAAAAGAGCAUCCUGCUGUUCAACAGUCUGGCAUCAAGCUGAAGAAGCUGCAGGCCCGUGUACUCAGAAUACUAGCCCAGUGCCCAGCUAAUCUUCUUGACCCUCUGAUUAGCAUUUACCAGCUCCACACAGCAGACCGGAACUAUUUGCUUGAACAUGUCAGUCAUCUUUAUCACAAGGGCGAUUACAAAGAGAAGCCCUCCAAAGCCUCGGGCCAUGACUCCAUGCCGCCCUCAACCCGAGCUGUCCCUGUGCCCGAUGGAGCUGCCGGUGGACGGCUUUGUGGGAAGGGCGAUGGCUGCCGGUGGGGCCGGGACAAUGCGGGGAUUCAGCAGACCGGGG